Messenger RNA from Leptonychotes weddellii (Weddell seal), 1311 nucleotides. The record is from RefSeq and is a predicted model, not a curated record. NCBI's taxonomy places the organism in Eukaryota, Metazoa, Chordata, Mammalia, Carnivora, Phocidae.
UACCCUCCCUGUUGGUCUGUUAUAUUGCAGAUGAAGUGGAAAGGGAAGGACCUGUUUGACUUGGUGUGCCGGACCCUGGGGCUUCGGGAAACUUGGUUCUUUGGACUGCAGUACACGAUCAAGGACACCGUGGCCUGGCUCAAAAUGGACAAGAAGGUGCUGGAUCAUGAUGUUUCAAAGGAAGAGCCAGUCACCUUUCACUUCCUGGCCAAAUUUUACCCUGAGAAUGCCGAGGAGGAGCUGGUUCAGGAGAUCACGCAACAUUUAUUCUUCUUGCAGGUAAAGAAGCAGAUUUUAGAUGAAAAGAUCUACUGCCCUCCCGAGGCUUCUGUGCUCCUGGCUUCUUACGCCGUCCAGGCCAAGUACGGUGACUAUGACCCCUCUGUUCACAAGCGUGGAUUUUUGGCCCAAGAGGAAUUGCUUCCAAAAAGGGUAAUAAAUCUGUAUCAAAUGACUCCAGAAAUGUGGGAGGAGAGAAUUACAGCCUGGUACGCAGAGCACCGGGGCCGAGCCAGGGAUGAAGCUGAAAUGGAAUAUUUGAAGAUAGCUCAGGACCUGGAGAUGUACGGUGUGAACUACUUUGCAAUCCGGAAUAAAAAGGGCACAGAGUUGCUGCUUGGAGUGGAUGCUCUGGGCCUUCACAUCUAUGACCCUGAGAACAGGCUGACCCCCAAGAUCUCCUUCCCGUGGAAUGAAAUCCGAAACAUCUCAUACAGCGACAAGGAGUUUACUAUUAAACCACUGGAUAAGAAAAUCGACGUCUUCAAAUUCAACUCCUCAAAGCUUCGUGUUAAUAAGCUGAUUCUCCAGCUCUGUAUCGGGAACCAUGACCUUUUUAUGAGGAGAAGGAAGGCUGAUUCUUUGGAAGUUCAGCAGAUGAAAGCCCAAGCCAGGGAGGAGAAGGCUAGAAAGCAGAUGGAGCGACAGCGCCUUGCUCGAGAGAAGCAGAUGAGGGAGGAGGCAGAGCGCACGAGGGAUGAGCUGGAGAGGAGGCUGCUGCAGAUGAAAGAAGAAGCGACAAUGGCCAAUGAAGCUCUGAUGCGGUCUGAGGAGACGGCUGACCUGUUGGCAGAAAAGGCCCAAAUCACGGAGGAGGAGGCAAAACUCCUGGCACAGAAGGCCGCAGAGGCUGAACAGGAAAUGCAGCGCAUCAAGGCCACAGCCAUUCGGACAGAGGAAGAGAAGCGCCUGAUGGAGCAGAAGGUGCUGGAGGCCGAGGUGCUGGCGCUGAAGAUGGCGGAGGAGUCAGAGAGGAGGUUAGAGCGGGGAGGCUCUUCCUUUGACAGGUUCGUGGUGAGGACUGGUACUUAA